AAGUCAAGAAAGCAGAAUGCUAUGAUUUACUCGAAGAAAUAAAGACAUAAAGAAAUUAACACUUCUUAAAAAUCUUUACAAAAAUUUGCUAUAAUACUUUCUAAAGAAUCGAUCUCAACGAUACUCGGUAUCGAUACCACUCACUAUCGCAUUCUACGUUAUAAUUGUAUCUUUGUUUUUAUAGAUAAUUAAUAUUUCUCCUCCUCUUUCUGUCCUUAUCGAAGAUUACUGAUUAUUAUUGACUAUUUUCGUAAAAUUUCCUGAGAAUCCGUAUCUCGCAUGUAUAGAGGGUGAUUCAUUUCUGUCGCGUUCGUCAUGAAAUGACUUCGCCAACAUGGUUAUGUUCGUUCUCUAUUAUUUCGUGCGAUGCCAUGCGUUCGGAAAAGUGCAGCGUCUUUCGAACUUGCGAUUCACUUCCGUUUUGUGCCGAUGACACACGGUGUAACGAGAAAUGGGCACGCAUAGAUAAAUUUUGUUGAUAACUUCUUGGCAAGAGUUACGAGAAACACGUCGAUGAUUUUCGAAAUAUCGCGGUUUUACAUUUUGCACACGUGUUAAUUUUUAGGACGAAUCAUACAUAUUGGUCGCAUUAUUGCCUACUCGUAUUUUUUAAUUAACAAUUUUUUCCUUUUUUUUUUUACAAAGCUACACACAGUGUAACUUGUACAAAAAUGUCAUAUAUGAAAACAUUACCUUUGCUAGAUGGGGCGAAAGUAAUUGUUAUUAACGAAGACAUAGAGGCAGCGCAUGCAACAGCGUUGAUAGCAGGAUGGAUACAUGCAUGGAAGGAAAAGAAUUUUGAUCACAGUAUCGAUUUGCUGUCAUUUGCUGAACCAAAAGCUUGGUACGACAGUGGACCAGAACCACUUACAUCUGCGAAUGUAAAUUUGCAUGAUUAUUUUAAUGUUAAUCUGACCGAAGAUGCUGAGAAGAGAGACUUGGAAAAUCUAGAUCAUGUAUUCACUCUCAAGCUGAAACCUCGGACUACAGUUGUUGUCAACUGCUUGAGUACUUUGAUUCUGUAUGUGGGUUUAAGAAAGGCUAUGCGAUUUAUACAUAAAUUAAGUAAACAUGUGUCACAGUUGAUAUGCAUCUAUCGGAGGGAUUUCAUACACAAUGUUCCUGCAAUUGAAACCAUUGGCAGUACUUAUGUUAAGCUGGAGAAAUUUGUAGGAAUCAUUCCUACAAACAAUUUAAUGUAUAAUGCAAUGCUCACUCAUAGAAAGUUGAAUGGUUCCGUGAUAUGUCAAACAGAAAUAAUAAGACAGGAUAUUGAAUCUUAUCAGAUUAAUGCUGAAAAGAUUACUAUACCAAAUAAUUGCAAAAUCGAAGUGGAACCAGUAAAGAUUGAAGCAUCAUUUAGGAUAGAAAUGAGUGCUCAGGAGAUGGAGCAAAGAGAUAAAACACCUUUACCUUAUACUUUGAAUGCAACAAAUACAUCCAAGAUAUUUUAUCAACCAGAAGAUGUAGAUGAUAUAGAUGAAGAAGAUCCUGAUGAUGAUUUAUGUAUAUAAGUUUAUAAAAAUCAAAGAAUUUGUAUGUGUCAAUGUUAUAUAAUAAUAUAUUUUAUAUAAAAUCAUAGUGUAUAUACAUUUUAUAUAUUACAUUGAGAUAAGUUUUUUCUUAAGGAUAGAUUUUUAGAAACAAAAUGAUAUUGAAUUAAAGAAAGACAGAAAGUUACAAUCCUUUUUCGGGUUAUAUCGUUAAUAAAAUAAGUAUUGAAAAAU
Messenger RNA from Solenopsis invicta (red fire ant), 1727 nucleotides. RefSeq lists its product as uncharacterized. Gene Ontology annotation, molecular function: tRNA binding. Gene Ontology annotation, biological process: tRNA wobble uridine modification. The transcript has 2 exons. The coding region runs from base 672 to 1514 and encodes 280 amino acids. NCBI's taxonomy places the organism in Eukaryota, Metazoa, Arthropoda, Insecta, Hymenoptera, Formicidae. Gene Ontology annotation, cellular component: cytosol; elongator holoenzyme complex; nucleus. The record is from RefSeq and is a predicted model, not a curated record.